AGUGCGUGUGGGUGUGCGUGGAUGUGUUCGGGAGACGUACUGCCGCCUGAUAGUAUCGCUGGGCGGCGCGCGUCGGUGCAGAACCUGAGCAACAAAUAUUUAGUUGGUGUCGCGGUGUGAUUAACGACACACGGCGCCUCCUGGGACGCGGGGAACAGAUACCAGGCUUGUGUCGCGGCGCGGAGGGCGGGAGAGGUGGGAGAGGGCAGGGGAGAGGCGGGGUUGGCCGGUGGGGACUGUGACAGGGGAAGAGGCAAAGGAAGGAGAGCAAGGAGCGAUGACACUGGCAGGGAGGCAAGGAGAGGGGUGAGGCAGGGUGGCAACCACUACCACCACCAUUGCCACCACUCCCAGGCACUGUGUCACUGCCCACACAAGUGCCUGGGCCAGACCGGGACACAGCCGCCUCCACUCAUUGACAAACCUUCCCCAGUGACACACUCAGGAAUUUGUUGUGGUGGAGACUGAGACUGUCUCGCUGCCUGACGCUGCUGCUGCUGUCCCUGGCUGCUGCUACUACUACUACUACUGCUGCUGCCUUGCCAACACACGGCCAGGAGAUUGUGACGUCGAAGGACAGAAAUGGGAGUGUGGGCGGCGUGUCUCUUGGGCGCCCUGGCCCUGCUCGGCGUGCCCAGCCCGUCGCACGGACAGGUGGGGCUGCGGGCGGCGCCACUUAUCAACAACCCCAGGAUGCACGGCGCGGGUGUGCGGGGCGCGGUGGGGCGCGGAGUGUUCUCCCGCUGGCCGACGGAGGAGGAGCGACUGCACCGCAGCCACAGUAACCACAGCAGUAGCAUCGAGCACUCCCUGGCAGCCAUCUUCCGCGGCGUGGCCUACGGCAUCUCCACGCCGCCUACCACCACUACCACCACCACCACCACCACCACCACCACCACCAGCACCACCACCUCCACCCCACCCCCGCCCUCCUUCCCCCCAAGCAAGAAGGGUCCCACGCUGCCACGUCCGCAGCCCUCAGCGUGGCCUGACCUGCAGGACCUGCUGCUCAACAUGGACGACCAGCGCCCCAUGGACGCCUUUCCGGACCUGUACUCGGAUAUCAUGGGCGGCGAGGUGGAGGAGGCGGAGGGCGAGCCGGAGGGGUCGUGGGCGGGGUCGCUGGGCGUGGCGUGGGCGGUGCACGUGUACUGCUCAGCCAGCAUGUUCACGGUGGUGGGGCUGCUGGCCGUGCUACUGCUGGCCAGGGUGCGGGGCGCCAGCCGCUUCCUGCCCCUCACCCACCACCUCAGCCUGCACCUCUUCAUGCUGGUGGCCGCCAUGUCGCGCUGCCUUCACCUUUUCCACGACCCCUACGGCACGGAGGACAGGCUGCCCGAGGCGCUGGCCGGCGUGGUGGAGGACAUCGGCUGGCCCUGCCUCACUGCCGCCCUCGCCGUGGUGGUGAUGGCGCUAGUGCAGGCCUGGCGCUGCCCGCCCCACCCGCCGCCCAAUCACGCUCCUAUCACCCUCGCCAUCAUCACAGUCUUCCAUUUCCUGGUGGCCGUGUCCACACACGUGCUGGCCGUGCAGUUCCCCAAGCACGCAGGGCCUCUCAGGGCCGCCUCGCGCACUGCCACGGCGGCCUGGGGCGGCGUGGUGGGUCUGGGCAGCUGCGUGGGCACGUGCCGCGUGGUGCAAGCGCUGCAGCACGCGCCGAGCCUCAUGACGGUGACGGUAGGGCGCGCCACACCAGAGUGGGUGACGCAGCACACGUGUGCCUCGCUGCUGUACGCGGCGCGCCUCACGCUGGUCACUACGCUGGUGCAGGUCAUGCUGGCAGGCCUGCACCUGUACGGCCUCCUGGGCUCCCUCGUCACCACGCGCCUGCCACCGCCCCGCCCAUGGCACUGGCUGGCCUUCCAGAGUGCCAGCAGCGGCCUGGAGGUCCUGGCCUGGGUGCUGCUGGCCCUCAUCUCGCUGCCCGGCCUGCGGGAUGCGCAGCACAAGCGCCGUGGAGACACCACCAGGUGGCAGGACCUCAAGAAGGGAAGGUGGCGCUGGUGCUGCUGCUGCCGCCCCUGCCUCACCACGUCCAGUGCAGGGCGUCCCGCACACGAGGGCACGACGCCCUGCAAGGUGGUUCAGCCCCGCGAGGGCCGCCCGUACCCUUCCUCCACGGCGCCCUCCUGUAACGCUUCACCAUACAAGCAGGCCUUACUGAGGUCCACCGCCUCGGACGCCCACCUGCUGUGGAGUCACGCCCGCGCCCGCGACGCCCCGCAGUCCAGCUGCUCCUCCAGGCCCUCCUCCAUCGUGCUCAAAAAUGACGACUUUGCCAGAAGCGCGGCACCCUCCGCACCGCCGCACGCCGCCCUACAGAGCUUCGAGACGCAGGGCGCCGCGCCAGAAAAGGCAGCGGGGCAAGGCGAGGAGGAGGAGCCCACGGCGUACGACCAGCACCUGUACUACAACAUGCCGGUGACGGCGCCCAGCGACUCCUCCGCCAAGGCCUCCCCCGCGGCGCAGCGCAUUGCUGAGCGGCCCUCGGAGCGCCUACUGCAGGGACAACUGAGUGUAGACCUGCACGGCGCCGACAGCGACGAGGACCGCCCGAGGAGCGACCUGGCGAGCCUGACAGACUACAGCUCCACGGAGCCCGCCUCGCCCCUGUUUGUGGGCGACCACGACUGGUCCCGCAACACUACCACCACCUGCUCUUCCGUCAGCGCCGCCAACAGCUUCGACCUGCGCAUGUUCGAGGACAGCGACGGCACGUACUACCAGCUCCCCUACACCCAGACGCCGCCACCACCCCCGCCGCCGCCGCUCAACCUGCGCCACCACCACCACCACUACCCUAACCGCAGCCUGGCGGGGUCUGCCGCGGAACUGCAGGAGGGAAGGAGGGGGCGUCCCACCCCUGACUACCGCGGAGAUGCCCAGCGCAGCCACCCUGACCUGGUGACCGGCUCGCCCUACAAGUGGUCAGCUGCGCCGCAAUGGUCCCCCAAGGGCCUCCAGAGGGCGUACUGCGCCUCCAUGGGCGCCGUGGCGGGGACUGGGCCUGGGGGCAGGAUGGGCGCGGGGGACUCCCUGCCGGGCAGCAAGCAGGGCAGGGUCGCGUACAGCGAGCAGGCAGCACACACAGCACACAGCGCCACGGGGAACUUCGGCAGAGCAACGGCGGUGGAGCAGCGCGGGACAAACCACCACGCCGGCGGGAAUCCCUGUGAGUCUAGCCCCCCUGAGACACAGCCCCCUCGUCCAGCCUCAUCCCCGGCAGCCCCGCAGGCCGCGAGCGACUGGCCCAGGGGAGGGUUUGUGCCUGAGGGCCCACCCGCCCCACGCGACGCAGGACACGGACAGUGCCGUGCGGGCCCCCACGCCCCGCCCCCUGGACGCCGCGCCGCCACCCCGGGUGGACGGCACCACCCAGACAGACGUGCCCUCCGCCCCGCAGCCCGCGUGGCCGUCCACGCCCUCCCCGCCUCCGCCCCGCCACCCUCCGCCAGUGUUCUUCCCGUCCCAGGACUCCAGCUCUCCCACCGAGAGUCCCUGCGGCGCCAGCAGCCAGGAGCACCCUCUCGCAGAGGCAGGGCACCAGAAGACUGAGGACGUGAGUCCCCAGCACGGCCAAGCUAAAGGCGAUACUGGCGAGGAGCGGCCCCAGGAGGUUCGUCCUGGUGACCGUGAGCUUCACCAGGUUCGCGGCGUUGAGCUGAGACACCAGGAGGUCCAGUGUGACGGAGACUCCACCCAGACAUGUUACAGUGACCGAGACCCAGGCGGCGAGGACAGCGCGCCCCUCAGCUGCGGCGGGCCCCGCGCUGGCCAGACACACACAGACACUGACACUGGCGAUACUCAGCCUCACGAAACACGCCCCCCUGACACUAGGCUCCGUGAUUCCCGCCCCGGUGAUCGUGCGCGUCCACCCCACCCUCCGGGGGUUCGCGAGCGCCUCGCCCCCCACCCUGGUGAGAUCCAGGCCUGAGCCGCUCACCAGGACCCCCGAGCCACGCUGAGCCGCUCACCAGGACCCCCGAGCCACGCUAAGUCGAGCCAGGGCCAUGCUAGUGCCGCGUCGUGAGGGGCGCGGGACACACAACGCCCCGGGACCCUGAACCUGGCCAGGGGUACCGCGCCCUCCCCGACACACCCUCGUGACGUACAUACGAUGAUGUCCUUUUGAUAUAAUGACAUACGCUGCCACCCAGUGCACUACCCACCUAAACGACACUAGCUUCUCCCCACCCCCCUUCCUUUCCGCGAGUUCCCAUCUCCCUCCCCCUCCUUCCCGAAGGAAGCGCCGCACCGCCCUCCCGCUUCACCUUUUCGAAGCGUCUCGUUCGCCAGUCUCGUGAAGCAACACACACAGUCUCGCCCGGGAGUGAAUCAAGCCGUGAACACAUUAAUGGUGCGCCUCGCCCCGACGCGCCGCAAUGCGAGGAAGGCAAAGGAGGAACUCAACAGGAAAUGAAAGACGAGCAAAGUGUUGUAAUAGUUAAAGCCUCUCCUCUCUUCUCCUCUCUCUCUCUCUCUCUCUCUCUCUCUCUCUCUCUCUCUCUCUCUCUCUCUCUCUCUCUCUCCUAAAACUGUCCUCGUUCGAGCUAAAACACAGUCCCCUGUAAGUAAGGAGAGCGGGGUUGCCCCACACACACACACACACACACACACACACACACACACACAGAAAACGGAGUCGAUCAAAAUAAAAACGUUACGAGCACAAAAAAUAUAUAAACGGUUGAGAGAGAAGGAAAAAUAGAAAAACAAUAGUAAUAAUAAUAAACGUUCCAUUACUUCCUCCUCCUCCUCUUCCUCCUCCUCGGGUGUUGAUCCAAAAUAGAAAAAAGAAAAAAGAUAAAGAAAAAAAUGUUUCUCGAGAGCGACAGAGAAUUAUAUUUGUACACGAAUCAAAUUUUUUGCUGUGAUUCUAUGUUUAAAAUUUAAUAAGAAUAAAGAUGUUGAUAGUUUAGAAAAA
This is a messenger RNA of Scylla paramamosain (green mud crab), 4927 nucleotides long. RefSeq lists its product as uncharacterized. The coding region runs from base 583 to 3555 and encodes 990 amino acids. The transcript has 2 exons. The record is from RefSeq and is a predicted model, not a curated record. Lineage: Eukaryota; Metazoa; Arthropoda; Malacostraca; Decapoda; Portunidae.